Molecule: messenger RNA, 6323 nt
Organism: Columba livia (rock pigeon)
Lineage: Eukaryota; Metazoa; Chordata; Aves; Columbiformes; Columbidae
Gene: TSPAN5
Product: tetraspanin 5
Exons: 8
Coding region: 413-1219 (268 amino acids)
Cellular component (GO): plasma membrane
Source: RefSeq, a predicted model, not a curated record
GCGGCGCGCGCGGCGGCGGUUGCAGCUGCGGGGGCGGCGGAGGGAGCGCAGCGCAGCGCCGGCCGAGCCCCGCGCGUCUGCCCGGGCGGCUCUUUACCCGCCGGCCGCCCCGCUCCUGUUCGCUUCCCCGCGCCCGCUGCGAGUAGCCGGGGCCUCCUCCAUGCGGGAGAAGAGGAGGAGGAGGUGGGAGCUGCUCGUCGGCCAUCCCCGGCGCCCGGCAAGUCGGAGCCGACCCGCCGCCGCGCCGCUCCUGCCGCAUCUCCCCGCGGCGCGCAGCCGGCGCUGAGCUCUGCCCGCCGCGCCGCCCCCAGCCCCCUCUUCAUAGUCCUCCCCCUCUCUUCUUUUUUCCUUCGUUUUUCCCCGCUUUGCUUCUCACCCUGGCUGCGAGUGAGCGUCUUGAUGAGCGCAGAGGAUGUCCGGGAAGCACUACAAGGGGCCUGAAGUCAGUUGUUGCAUCAAAUAUUUCAUCUUCGGUUUCAAUGUCAUUUUCUGGUUCCUUGGCAUAGCAUUUCUUGGGAUUGGAUUGUGGGCAUGGAAUGAGAAGGGGGUGCUGUCCAAUAUCUCCUCCAUCACUGACCUGGGAGGCUUUGAUCCAGUUUGGCUCUUCCUAGUGGUAGGAGGAGUUAUGUUCAUUUUGGGAUUUGCAGGAUGCAUUGGAGCUCUGCGUGAAAACACCUUUCUUCUCAAAUUUUUUUCUGUGUUCCUUGGAAUUAUUUUCUUCUUGGAGCUCACUGCUGGUGUUUUAGCGUUUGUUUUCAAAGACUGGAUAAAGGACCAGCUGUAUUUCUUUAUAAACAACAACAUCAGAGCAUACCGAGAUGACAUUGAUUUGCAAAACCUCAUAGACUUCACCCAGGAAUAUUGGCAGUGCUGUGGGGCUUUUGGAGCUGAUGACUGGAACCUUAAUAUUUACUUCAAUUGCACAGAUUCCAAUGCGAGUCGAGAGCGCUGUGGGGUGCCGUUCUCUUGCUGCACUAAAGACCCUGCCGAAGAUGUUAUUAAUACUCAGUGUGGCUAUGAUGCAAGGCAAAAACCAGAAGUUGAUCAGCAGAUUGUUAUCUACACUAAAGGCUGUGUCCCUCAGUUUGAGAAAUGGUUGCAGGACAAUCUUACCAUAGUUGCUGGUAUAUUCAUUGGGAUAGCAUUACUGCAGAUAUUUGGGAUAUGCUUAGCCCAGAAUUUGGUUAGUGACAUUGAGGCUGUCAGAGCCAGCUGGUAAAACUGCUGAAGUAACCACAACAAGACACUGGACAACCGAAACCCUCUGAAACCUCCAGUGCGUUGCUCCGACACCAAGCUUUAUGGACGUGGGUGCCAGGGAAGCCUUCUCUCCCAAGUACAAGUUUGCAGUGAACUACGUUUCUUUGGGUUGGGGAGUGAAGAGUGGGCUGUUUAAAAUCUGCUGCUCACUGGCUAUUUUAUUUUUGUUUUAAACCGCCAGUUUGAAAGCUGUUGAGCCGUGAAUCUCUACUGUAUUCUUGAUCCUGAGUAACAAGUGGACACUUUUUUUAAAUUGGUGUAUUGAGUGGGACAGAGUUGCAUCGUUGUAGUCUGUGGAUAUGCUGUUUAUUCUUCAUGUCAUGAGCUCUUCGAUAGCUGCCAAAUAUUCCUGAGAUGGUCUCUCUCCUCACCACUCUUUAAAGGAACAAUCUCCUUGUUUUCACAGCUAAACGUAGCUACAGGCUGAAACCCAUCGAGCAGGAAGCAACUUUCUAUGCAUCUAUUGUACAGUAGAAGAAAUUGUUUUUAAAACAAGUGAACUUUUUUUACACAAGCUUCCAACCAUCUCCCUGUAUGAUUUGAGGUUGGAGCCAGCAAGCUCACCAGGCGAAUUGCCUAAUUUUAUCAACAUCUUUCUUCACCCUUUUAUGAAGGGAAAGGAGUUUUAUAUUCGACAAACUAGGGUGGUAGAGCCUUUGGUUGCUGCCAUUCCUUAGGACAUCAGUCUCUUAAGGCAAGGAUGGGAUAUAACUAUAUAAAUGUAUGAAAGCAGUGUGGAUGUUGGGUCCAAGUGAAUAAUAUUAUUUAAAGAAUGAAUUAUAUAUUAAAUUAAAAAAAAAUCAAAACGUAUGUAUCUGAUGCGGCUAAAUAUUUUGUUUCUCUGGAAUUUAGUGUAACCUAAUGUAUUUAGGGAUCUCACUAAUAUUAGUGCUUUGAUAUACUUGUGCAAAACUUCUUUUAAGAUAAUUCCUUGGUCUGUUCCUAGCUGAGGCUUUGGUCCUUUGGUUCUUUUUCACUUGCAUGAGCUGUGGAGUAAGAAUCUGUGACACUCCAGUGCUUUAAAUCUGUGCAUAUGUUUUAAUACAGUCUAAUUCAAACUUAUUUAUUGGUAAAUGCAUGUGAUAAUGGAAAGAUCAUAUCCCAUCCCCUUGGAAGUUGGAGAGAACAACUUCUGCCAGAGUAAAUGCUUACCUCCAGUGAACAAAUCCUUGCUAUGGAGAUGUCUCCCUUUGUUGCUCUAAAUGCAACAAAAAGCUUUCUUGAAGCAAUGGAAUUAAGUUUUCAAAUAGAAGUGCGUACUAGGAUCAGCCAAGACAGACUCUUUUGAAUUGGACAAAAGAGAGUAGAAUUUGGAAUAAAGCACAAAUAAUGGAAGAAGAAUUAGAUCGGACUCCAUCCAGCACAGAGUUUUUGAUUUGUUCUUCUUCACCAAUAAUACUGAACUUACAAACCUGACCAUGGCUUGGGUAGUUUUAAUGCACUUUGUGUACAUUUCCUGUGUUGUAUAACCCUUCUCAGUGUCUGCAGACCCAGUCCUGAAAGCUGUGAGCUCUCAUCUCCUACUUGGCUCAGGCAGUGGCAAAGGGUGUGUAGCACCUCUUUGUAAGAGCUUAGCAUCUUUCCGAGGUGAGUUUCCUAAAACGAAGCGUGUGGGGUAGGAGAGGUGAAUGCAUUGCUGCCAAAGCUUCCUUGUUCUGCGGGAUGGAUAGAAGGCAGGUCUGACCUAUUAAGGUCCUUUUUGGUCCCGUGACUCUUCAACAUGUGAGUAUACUCACCCUUGCACAUUUUGCCUUUCUGUGCUUUAGCUGGCUGUGUUUUUUCCCAUCUGAAGGCUGGUGGGCAGCACACUGGUGCUCCAUAGAUGCCGCAGACAGCCCUGUUGUCCUCUCUUUGAGCAUUACCUCAUCCUCUUCUGGUUCACUCCCACUGACUGGCUCUGAAUCAGGCAGCUUCCAUAUCCUUUGGUAUCUGCUGUUAAAGGCCAGCCGUGACUCAGAGUAAUUUUUACAUUUAGAGCCUUUGAAAGCAAUUACAAUUCGCUGUCCUUAAUAAAGCUAGUUCCACCUCACCGCAGUGUUAUGUUUUUCUUAGCCACUCCUCAACUGGAGGAGUUGCUGGUGUUUGUUUCCUCCCAAAGGGACGCACCGUUUUGCCCAAUAGCAGCAGGACAGACAGAUCAUCAACAUCAGUGUUGCUGCACCGAGACAAAAUGAUGCGUGGAGAAAUCAGGGAAGCGUGGUUGAUGAAAUAAACGCUCCACCCAAUAGACCUAAUUGUGACCCAGUGCUUUGUUUUGGAGAAAAAGAAUAAUAGUGUACAUUACAGAAACAUUCCUUGUUGCCACUGAUACUGCUGUCGCUGCUGUGGGCUUCUGAAGACGACUUCAUUCUUCUACUUGAAUUUCUGCAGCUGUACUGUAUUGGCCUUCUGCUUUGUCACACUGCUCUCCGAGUUCCAGUCUGCGGGACGUGCUGUUGGCAGCGUCAGGCUGGUAGGAGAGUAAAUGCUCGGAGGUGAGCGCUACUUGCACGUGUGCGCACAGAUGUGCAACACUUCUGUUGAGCCCCAGAAUGACUGACUGUUCUUAGAAAAACCACUAAAUAACUUAUUUUUCUAGAGCUUGUCUUAAUUGCUGCAGAUGUUGAUCCUUCCCCCUUCCCCACUCCCAAGAGAUGCUCUUGUUUUCCUCAUUUUUGCAGUUGUUUGAUGGGUACAUACUGAAUGUUCAGGUUUAGCUGUCUAUAUUGCACAUUUAAAUCCCACGUGGUUUUUUUUGUCUACAGAUCAGGCAAGAUGUCCUAGAAAUACCACCCCCCCCCAUCAGCAGCAUAGGUGUCCAGUUUGGAAAGCUUGUGGGAGGCCCUGGAAAUCAAUCUAUUAUUGUCAGAGCCUGCCAAAUGCAAGCAAGUUUUCUUCCAGAAAGCUUUGUAAAAAAACUUCAGGUGAGCUGCAACUAGAGCACAACUGCUGGCUAUACAUGGGCUCAUUUUCUAAAGCAAUAAGAUAUGGUAGGUGAUACGACUUCUUGGCGAUUUCGAGCCAGGCUGGUGCGGUGGUGGGGUAGAUGCGAGUUCAGAGGGCGGUCUAAUUAAUGUGCAGUAGUUGUUCAGAAGUUUGUUGUCAGGCUUAUGGCCCUUGUGGAGCAUGGGACAGGAUGGUGGCAUUGCUAACGAGAGGUCUGGUAGCUUCAGCAGUAGCCCUGGCUUUAAAGCCAUUUACUGGUUCUCCACUGAGCCCUGCCAAAGGAUAUCAGAGUCCUUGCUCCUCUGGUUUUUACAUACUCCCCAUAUUCACGAGCCUUUGUUCAAUCCUUUUUUUUAAAAUUAAUAGCCUACUAGACAAAUGUUUGAUUUGUCUCUGUGUGUCUGUUUCAGUAGCAGUAGGAUCUCUUUGCUUCAAAAUCCAUCAUUUUGAUUGUGCCCCUCAGAGUUUGAAGCUGCGGAGAUGCUCGCUUAAGUGUAUUCUUUCCCGAAAGCCGCCUUCUCUCCCCUUUGAGAGAGAUGCUCAUUGUAGCUCUGGUGUGUAAAUAGUGUUUGAAAUGUAAAUAGUAGCAUGCAGAUUAACCGAUUCUUGCACAUGACUGCUUUUCACCCUACAAGUGUUUAUUAUAGAUGUGGAAGGUGUCCACCGUGAGGAAUUGCUGCGGAAAGCCGAGCGGUGGCUCAGGCGUUACCUGGCGCUGGAGGUGAGGCGGGAGUUUUGGGAUCCAGGGGUACCAGGGGACGAGAGACCCCGGGCAGCCCUUGUGGCUCUGGUGGCAGCAGGACCUCCCUCACCCGUUCCCUUUGCUGCUUGGCGUUACAGCAGCGUUAGGCUGUAAAACAUGGGGUUGGAGUCAGCACCCCCUAUCAGCUAUGGGGGGUUGCCAUCACUUGCGGCAGGAUUAAUCAUGGUGCUAUAAGAACUGUCCUGGAUGUUAGUCUGUGUUUUUACUACCUUAGAGAUGGCCUUGGUAAAAUUGAUUCUGAUUAACAGUGCUGGUUGCAAGAGAAACUGUCCUGUGAAUUUUUGAUUCUGUUUCCCUUCUUGCUGUGUGUGCUUUUUGGGUGCAUUGAAAUAGCAGUUCUGUAAAUACCUAGGAAGGAGAUUAGAUCUCAACUGGUGUCGAGCACUGCUGAAGGUUCCAUUCCCCAUCUCCUGUUCCAGUCCCUCCCUCCCUUCAGAUAUCAGCAAUUGGUCAGGAAACUGUCUAAAGCAAACAAAAUGAAACUGCCCUUAUGGAUCCAUUAGCUACUAAAUUUUGCCACUUGAGGAAAAGCAAAAAAAACCUCUCUCCCUUAACAUGCAGUAUAAAAAUAAGUGUUGUGACUGCUCAUGUGCACCAGGCAGCACUGCUAUAGCUCCCUUUUGUGUUUGGGCAAUAUAAAUGUGUUAACAAAAAGCUCCAUCAUGUGUUCAUGUUCAUGCUGUGUACAUAGCAGAGAUGGACCUGAUAUGACCUUGACCUCUGGGGAGACUGGGAUUUGGGUUUUGUGACUCAGACCCAUCUCUGGUGCGUAUAUUCCAGAUUAGUUCCAACUGAAUCUCUGAUUCAUCGUGGGGUGGACGGCAAGGUGUUGAUAUUUACCCCUUGUGUAUCAUUCCUUUUUAUACGAAUGUAUUGUUCCUUUUUUUAUCAGUUGUAAAAUUGAUUGUAAAAGCCAACUACGCUUACCGAUUGAAAGUAUUGCUAUCACAGAACUGCAUGCCCGGUAGAGUUUGACUGGAGCUUUAGUUUUCUCAUUUCUGACUGGUUAUCUCAAGUCUAGGAGAAAAGCAUAGAUCAGGUGCAUAAUGCAUUCCUUGUCAUCUUUAGCAUUAGACUGUGGUAUUGUAUCACAUGCUGAUCUCAAUGGAUGUAACUGGAGCCUACUGAGGGAGUUAAUGCAACUUCCUGGUAAUUCAUUGUAAGCUAUUGAAAGUGGUCUUGAUCAUGCUACUUGUGUUCUUGGGUUUUUGUUUUUUAAUAGAGGCAUUUUUUAGGAAUGUUUUAAUACACUUAUGAUGGACAAUACAAUAGUUUUAAUAGUUGUGCAGUAUUCUGUAUUUACUUGAAGUAAAUCAUUUUAUAUGCAAUUUGUUAGAUAAUUACAGUUUUAUAAAUAAAAUCACGUGAAAUACGA